Molecule: messenger RNA, 1693 nt
Organism: Portunus trituberculatus (swimming crab)
Lineage: Eukaryota; Metazoa; Arthropoda; Malacostraca; Decapoda; Portunidae
Product: tyrosine-protein kinase Srms-like
Exons: 7
Coding region: 243-1154 (303 amino acids)
Biological process (GO): cell differentiation; cell surface receptor protein tyrosine kinase signaling pathway; innate immune response
Cellular component (GO): extrinsic component of cytoplasmic side of plasma membrane
Molecular function (GO): ATP binding; non-membrane spanning protein tyrosine kinase activity; signaling receptor binding
Source: RefSeq, a predicted model, not a curated record
AGUACCAACACAAUGUUCAAGACAGAACACUCACCAGCACGUAGAGGCGGAGGAGAGCUAGAACAUCUGUUAAUAUCUUGGACAGGAAGCAGCCGAGGCGUCUUUUUCUCUUUAGAAGGAGACUCCGUGAAAGGGAUAGGACAAGUUGAUCUUCCUGCAAAACUGACAACUUGUAAUGGGCCAGCAGUGUUGCCACCUUCAGCCUCUUCACCACCGUCACGCCGAUUCUCUCUCGUCACACAAUGAGGCGUGGAGAGGCACUGAUUCCCAGGAGAGCCACCGUGCUGCGUCAUCACACAAUGAGCAAGGCGAGCGCUGGGAAAUUAAUCGCAGUGAUCUGGAAUUCAUUAAGGUUAUUGGCAGAGAUUACCUCGGGAAUUCACAGGCAGGUCUGGUCGGGAAAGUGGAAGGAAAGCGUGGAGGUGGAGAUCAAGACAACGGAUAUGAAGAAAGGUGCCAAGGAGUGUUUGGAGAAAGUGGAGCUCCUGAGAGGCCUGCACCACCCUAACCUACUCAACCUGCUGGGGGUGUGUACUGAAGGUCACCAGGUCCACGUAGUUUCCGAGGGUCCCUUCAGCGCCCAAAACCUGCAGUUCUGGCUAUCGCGCUACCGACAGGUGUGCUUGCCUCUACACCUGCACGUGUUGUCUCAGGUGGCGAGUGGCAUGGCAUACCUGGAGGAACACGACCUUCUCUACUUCGACCUGGCAGUGAGGGAGAUUCUCAUGACCAGUGACUUGGUGUGUAAAUUGCGAGUGUGCCUCUCCAUCAGCACACCCCAGCAUGUGACGUCUGAAGAUUCCCUGCGCUUCGCACCCGUGAUUCCGGAGUUAUCUGCGUGUGGUAGCGUGACGAGCAAGACCUGUGUGUGGCUCUUUGGGAUGUUCAUGGUGGAGGUUGUGAAGGGUAGCCCCCUGCAUUGCCAUGAGUACGCGAGCAACAAGGAUAUAGUUGAACAACUUAGGAAAGGCCACGGUGUCCCCCCACCUGCUAACUGCCCCAAGGAACUGUACACACUCAUGAAGAAGUGCUGGAUCCCGUCUCCUGAGAAACGUCCAUCCUUUGCCUUCCUGCGCAACUCCCUUCAGGAAGCAGCGGCAGGAUACACAGAGGAGGAUGUCAGGAUGUGUCUGCAGGAUUCGUCAGUCUUGUAGUUGCAGAGUUCUUCGUCAGGAGUCCUGCAGCUACUUCACGGAGCAGCAAGGAGUGACGAGGACAGUGCAGUGUAGCCAGAUGAAGGGGCGAUAAAGGUUUCCACUCUCCAGUUCCUUGUCAGUUUGCAUCUUACCAAGCAAGUGACAACAACAGCGUCUACGGAGGGAGGCAGGCAAACUUACACGUACGCAUACACGCACUCAAAGCCAAGACGUAACCUGUAGUGCGCAAGUUAUUUUCAGAAUGUGGCGCGUCUUGAGAGAGAACCGGCCCGGGCUGGUAAGUUUUUGCUGUGUGUCAAGUUUAUUUACGUGUGCAGGAAGGAAGGGAAAGUGUGUCGUGUACCGCUGUCAUGUUCUGAGUCUGUUUUUAGAAGUGUAAGACUGUUUUUAGAAGUGUAAGACAAGGUUUCCUCUCUAGUCCUGCCGUGGUCUUUUUUACUUGACAUGUGUAAGAAGGAAGGGAAAGUGUGUUGUGUACCGCUGUCGUGUUGUAAGUCUGUUUUUAGACGGUGUAAAAUAAGUUUUCCUCUUUAUUC